Molecule: messenger RNA, 774 nt
Organism: Actinia tenebrosa (Australian red waratah sea anemone)
Lineage: Eukaryota; Metazoa; Cnidaria; Anthozoa; Actiniaria; Actiniidae
Product: ectonucleoside triphosphate diphosphohydrolase 1-like
Biological process (GO): nucleoside diphosphate catabolic process
Cellular component (GO): membrane
Molecular function (GO): GDP phosphatase activity; UDP phosphatase activity; ribonucleoside triphosphate phosphatase activity
Source: RefSeq, a predicted model, not a curated record
AUGAAUAUCACGUGGGUUUCUACCGUUCUCAUGAUGGUCCUAUUGUUUCAAACUUUCGACCAAUCACAUGCCAGAUAUAUGAAAAGGUCUACUUUUAAGGCUGUAGAGAAGUACGCUGUCUUCUGUGACGCGGGCUCAAGUGGGACUCGAAUCAAGGUGUACAAGCUAGUCGUUGGUGUUCAUGACCCGAUUGAAGUCUCUGAUGUCAAAGAACUCGACGUCCCUAAACCUAACAAGGCUAAACCUGGCCUCAGUGCGUUUGCAGACUCCGUCAGUGAUAUCGGUAGCUAUCUUGAUGAUUUGAUUGACAGUGCUAAAAACGUGGUACCCGCUGACCGCCAGUCAUCGACUCCAAUCUAUCUGUACGCAACCGCUGGCAUGAGGUUACUGGAAGAUGACGAGAAAAACGCGGUCAUCAAUGAAGUGAACAAGCUCCUCUCAGAUAAAACCUUUUCUCCAUUCCACUUCGAGAAGGAGUUCGUAAAGAUAAUAAGCGGACAAGAGGAGGCUUUAUAUGGAUGGAUUACUGUAAACUUCCUCAAGGGAAUCUUCUCGCAGAAGACGUCAGGCGGGUCGUACGGCGCGCUUGAUUUGGGAGGAGCGUCAACCCAAAAUACAUUUAGGACAAAAAAAGACAGCGCACUUGUGACGUUUGAGCCAACCUUAGCCGGAAAAACCUAUGCUGUGUUUGCGCACAGCUACUUGUCCUACGGAGUUGACCAAGCCAGACAAUCAUACUACGAAUAUCUGGUGACGAAGCAAGGCUCUGACUGA